GAUGAGGGCGAGGGCACAAAACUUCACCGAGACUCCCACCUGCUUCUCAAUGAUGGGCACAGCAUGCCAGUGAUUGCUCUGGGGACAUUCACCCCUGAUGUACUGCCCGAGGACUUGAUUGCAGAAAACAGGAUGAACAUCUCUGUUCUGGAGACCUCUGAUGUUUUGGACCAGACUGCCACAAAUGCUGUGAAAGAAGCCGUGAAAACUUCCCUUGGCGUUGGUUACCGCCAUAUUGACUCUGCCUACAUAUAUAUGACUGAGAAAAACAUUGGCCAGGCCUUUCAAGAAACAUUUUCGGAAGGAAAUCUGAAAAGAGAAGAUGUCUUCUAUACAACUAAGCUAUGGUGCACGUUCCACCAGCCCCAUCUUGUUCGCCCGGCUAUAGAAAGGUCUCUUGCUGCUCUUCAGAUGGAUUAUGUUGAUUUACUUAUUAUACAUCACCCCAUAGGCUUAAAGCCAGGAGACAACCUCUUCCCAAGUGACGAGAAAGGCGCUCCUUUGUUGGACAGUGUUGACUACCCACAGGUCUGGGAGGCGAUGGAGCAAUGUAAAGAUGCCGGACUUGUUAAAUCCAUCGGAGUGUCCAACUUUAACCGCCAACAGAUGGAGCUGAUCCUUAAUAAACCGGACCUGAAAUACAAACCCGUCUGCAAUCAGGUGGAAUGUCAUCCAUACCUCAAUCAGAAUACAGUGUUGGAGUUUUGUAAAUCAAAUGAUAUCGUUCUCGUGGCCUAUGGGGUACUGGGAUCACCCACUGGGGCGUCUUGGUUGGAUCCAGACUGCCCCAGUCUACUGGAAGAUCCCGUCCUGAUUUCAAUUGGUGAGAAAUACAAAAAGAGCCCAGCGCAGGUGUCUAUCCGAUACAUACUUCAGAGGGGAUGCGUUGCUAUCGUCAAGAGUUUCAAGCCCGAACGCAUGAAGCAAAAUCUUCAGGUCUUUGACUUCCAGCUCAGUGAAGAAGACAUGAAAGCCAUUGAUGGGCUAAACAAAAACCUCCGCUACUGGAAAUACAAAGUGUGGGAAAAUCACCCAAAUUACCAUUAUGACAAAGUGGAAUAAAUAUGGAACGGUGCACAAAACCAGUGCCAGUACUCAAAGGA
This is a messenger RNA of Nanorana parkeri, 1103 nucleotides long. Its product is annotated as aldo-keto reductase family 1 member C23-like protein. The transcript is spliced from 10 exons. Gene Ontology annotation, cellular component: cytosol. Gene Ontology annotation, biological process: steroid metabolic process. The record is from RefSeq and is a predicted model, not a curated record. NCBI's taxonomy places the organism in Eukaryota, Metazoa, Chordata, Amphibia, Anura, Dicroglossidae. Bases 64 to 1062 code for a protein of 332 amino acids. Gene Ontology annotation, molecular function: ketosteroid monooxygenase activity; steroid dehydrogenase activity; aldose reductase (NADPH) activity.